AUUUCAUAAAAACUGGUAGAAAUGACUGGCUUUUGUUACAAGGAAAUAAAUGGCGACUUGUUCAGUGCCCGGAAAGACUAUUCUUUGUGUCAUUGCGUGGCAGCUGACAUGAGAAUGGGAAAAGGAAUCGCGGUAAAGUUUCGUAACAAAUUCGGCCAGCUUUUGACUCUGCAAAGACAAAACGUACAGCCAGGAGGCGUAGCCAUUCUACAGGAUCAGCAGCGUUAUGUGUACUAUCUGGUCACCAAGAAAACCAGUUGGGGCAAGCCCACCUAUGAACUCCUCUACAGCUCCUUGAUAGCCAUGCGGCAGCAUAUGAUGUCCCACAAUGUCCCCAAACUGGCCAUGCCGCGAAUAGGCUGCGGUUUGGACGGCCUCAACUGGACGAAAGUAAAAGAAAUGGUCUGCCAAAUAUUCCAGUCAGAUCCGGUGGAAAUAGCUGUUUAUAAUUAUGUUGCAACCCAAAAGUAAAUGUCACAAGCUAACUUAAAACAUGGCAUUAUUUGUUCUGCGGCGGCACAAAGUUGUAGACCACAAUUUCCAGCUGCUCCUGGCCAAACACGUACUCGAGGAUGUUGCUAACUUUUUCCCAUUCCAAGCCGUCGAUUCCACAGCCAAUCCGAGGGAUAGCCAGCUGAUUGAUUCCGUUUUUUCGCUGUUUUAAUUAAAUUGAAGUUAUAUAUUUGUUAAGUUUAUGAAAAAGUGUUAAGUUUAUGAAAAGUGGAUCAUGAAGUAGAUUCUUAAGUUGAAAUAAACAUAAUUUAUAUUACCA
Drosophila ananassae is the source of this 772-nucleotide messenger RNA. It is a transcript of the gene Targ3, whose product is annotated as ADP-ribose glycohydrolase OARD1. The record is from RefSeq and is a predicted model, not a curated record. Lineage: Eukaryota; Metazoa; Arthropoda; Insecta; Diptera; Drosophilidae. Gene Ontology annotation, biological process: peptidyl-glutamate ADP-deribosylation. The transcript has 3 exons. The coding region runs from base 22 to 471 and encodes 149 amino acids.